Paralichthys olivaceus (Japanese flounder) is the source of this 8506-nucleotide messenger RNA. The record is from RefSeq and is a predicted model, not a curated record. Lineage: Eukaryota; Metazoa; Chordata; Actinopteri; Pleuronectiformes; Paralichthyidae.
GUGUCCAACAGGGCCGACAUGGCCAUCGGCUCGCUCACCAUCAACGAAGAGAGGUCGGAGGUCGUGGAGUUUUCCGUACCGUUUGUGGAGACCGGCAUCAGCGUCAUGGUUUCCCGCAGCAAUGGCACCGUAUCACCGUCUGCGUUCCUCGAGCCCUACAGCCCAGCGGUGUGGGUGAUGAUGUUUGUGAUGUGCCUGUCGGUGGUGGCUGUCACCGUCUUCAUCUUCGAGUUCUUCAGCCCCGUGGGAUACAACCGCAGCCUGCAGAGCGCCAAGAAGUCAGGAGGAUCGAAGUUCACCAUCGGGAAGUCCGUGUGGCUGCUGUGGGCGCUGGUCUUCAACAACUCUGUGCCUGUGGAGAAUCCCAGAGGAACCACCAGCAAGAUCAUGGUGCUGGUCUGGGCUUUCUUCGCUGUCAUCUUCCUGGCGUCCUACACCGCCAACCUGGCUGCCUUCAUGAUCCAGGAGGAGUACAUCGACACGGUGUCCGGCCUGUCGGACAAGAAGUUCCAGCAGCCGACGGAGCAGUACCCGCCCCUGCGCUUCGGCACGGUGCCGAACGGCAGCACGGAGGAGAACAUCCGCUCCAACUACCCCAACAUGCACCAGUACAUGAUCCGCAACAACCAGAAGGGAGUGGAGGAGGCCAUCGAAAACCUCAAGACCGGGAAACUGGAUGCCUUCAUUUAUGACGCCGCAGUGCUGAACUACAUGGCCAGGAAGGACGAGGGCUGCAAGGUGAUGACCAUCGGCUCUGGCAAGGUGUUCGCCACCACGGGCUACGGCAUCGCGCUGAACAAGAACUCCCGCUGGAAACGACCACUGGACCUGGCUCUGCUGCAGCUGGUCGGAGACGAUGAGAUUGAUAUGUUGGAGCGUCUCUGGCUGUCGGGGAUCUGCCACAACGAUAAGAUCGAGGUGAUGAGCAGUAAACUGGACAUCGACAACAUGGCGGGGGUCUUUUACAUGCUGCUCGUGGCCAUGGGCCUCAGCCUCUUGGUUUUCGCCUGGGAGCAUCUGGUGUACUGGAAGUUACGGCACUGCGUGAAGAGAUCCGGUGGGAUGGACUUCCUUCUGGCUCUCAGCAGGGGAAUGUACAGUUGCUGCCAGUUUGAGGAUGAGACCACACCAGGAGGCAGCAAAAGCUCUUUGCCCCAGUAUCACACUGUGACCACCAUGCCUACUGCAGCUCAGCAACAUCUUGUGACAGCCACGGUAAACAACACGACGGCCAUUGCCAUGGUGCAGCAGCAGCAACAGCAGCAGAAGCACCACCAGCAGCAGCAACAAGGGCAGACCUAUACCACCAUGCUACCCGGGUCACCUCCAACUACAGGACACUCAGCGAUGGCUCUGGGUCCCUCGAACAGCCCCUUAUUGGAAGGCCCCAUGCCUUGCUCCACCUUCUUACCUCGCCAUGACCGUAGACUUGCUGUCGUGGAUCGCUGGAACAGGCCAAAGCCGGAGAAAGUAAUGACCGCAGGCAGCGGUGGUGGAGUGGGCAUUGGGGGAAUAGCAGGAGGGAUCACUGAACUCCAGGCCCAGCAGCAGUACCAGCAGAAUCUUGGACAGCACUGGAGCUUGCAAGGGGGAGUUGCAGGUGGAGCAGGGGCAGCAAGUGACACAGGGCUAGAUGAAUAUAAGCGCUACUAUGGUCCUAUAGAUCCAGAGGGGCUAGGGACUAACUCUGACCAACAGGCAGGGGGCCCCCAACAGACUCCCAAAGCUAAUCCACGAGGCCCCAAAGCCUCAGGGAUGCCACGGCUGCCUCCUAAAGGCCCCCCACAAGGCCCAACACACUUAAUCUCCAAGCCUCCUCCACCACUCCCAUCUUCUCCUCGAAGGCCUCCCUUCUGGCGACGAGGAAGCUUAGCUCAGGCAAGGAGAAAAAGCUCAGGAGGUCCACUGUAUGAGAAUAUACUCCCUCUCGGGAGGCGAGGAGGAGGCAGGUAUGGAGCAAGUGAUGGAGCUGGAAGAAGAGGCCGGCGUCCUCCACCUCCUCCUCCAUUACCUGUCCCCCUUUCCUCCCCAACACACACACCUACCACUCCCUCCUCCCCAUGCCGUUUUUACUCCUCCUGCUCCAGUGCCUCGUCCUCUUCCUCUUCCUCCACAUCAUCCUCAUCAUCUUCCUCAUCCUCUGCUUCUCUCUCCCGGUCCAAUUCUCCCUCCGUUUGCUCCAGUGACAGCUCUUACAACUCCUCACUGAGUUUCCGGUAUCGCGCAGGUGAUCGAGAUUUUACAGUGGAUGAAGAUUAUGACUCAGACCUGCUUACAGAGGAGUCCAGCCUCCUCCUGGGUUCACGGAGGAAAAUUCGUUCACGGCGCAUGUCAUCACGCUCUUUGCCAUGCAGCCCGCCACCUCCACCAAUCCCUCCACGGAAGCCACGUCCUCAGCGAGAUUAUGGCAGAGAGAGGACUGGCAGCCAGCUCGCCCAAUUACAGGAGUGGUGGGCAUCAUGGGGGGACAGGGAGAGAGGGAGGGGAGCGAUAACUAACCGGGGAGAUGGAGGAGUGGGAAGGGAAGAGAAGAGACACCACAAAGAGAGGGAGCGUGAAAGGAAGAGGAGGAAGAAGGGUCGAAAGAAGAAGAAGAGGGAGGAGAGGGAAAGAGAAAGGGAGCGAAAGCGGCGUAAAGCAAAGAAGAAGAGGAAGAAAGAUGAUAAAAUAAGGAAGAGAGAGAGAAAGAGGUCUGAGCAGGAGGGCGGAGAUCCUGAAAAAAGAGAGGAACUAAAAUCAGGGACACUAGACUACCCAUCAUACCCAUCUCUGAGAAGAGAGUCCUUUCGGAAAAAGAGUGAAAGCUCCAUCAGAAGCUAUGGAUGGAAUAUCCCAGGCGAGGAAGAGAGAAGGGAAGAGAAAGAGAGGGAUGAAGAGGACAGCAGAGGAAAGGAGAAGCACCACCGACGAAGGAACAGCAAGCACUACCAUGGCUCUAGCACUAAGCCUUCGACAUCUGUAAAGUUCUGGGGAGGGGGAAACCCAUCCUCUGACAUUAUUCCAUCUGCCUUCCUGCCUUUGUUGCCUGUCUCCUCUAAAAGGAGGAAGAGUAAAAGUUCUGACAGGGAUGCUGUAGGAAUCGAAGGGGAGAGGAGGCCUUUGUUGGGAAGGGACGGGAGAGGUGAGAUGCAUUCCAAAGAGGGGUUGUCCAUUCACGAAUGGGAGUCCGAUGGAGAGGAUGACGAAGAAGAUUCUGAGCAGGAGAGGAGGAAAUCGGGGGGGCGUGGGAAGCGGCGUGGAGGUGGAAGGACAAUGUCCGAUGAGGAGCGGGAACGUGAUAAGGUUGUUGGGAUAUAUUCUGACGAUGAUGCUUCUUCUGGAGAGUUUGGAAAGUUUGAGAGGUACUGGGAGGAUCAUGAAGGAAGGGCAGUCGGAGGGAUUGGAGGGGGAGGUUGGUUUUUCAGCACCUACCCCUCCAGGGAUAAAGCUGGCAGCAUCAACAGUAGAGAUGACCUGUUCCUGGAGCGGGGAGAGAGGUGGGGAACAGCAGAGGUUGGUUGGGGGACCAGUGGUGGAGGAGGAGGAGGAGAAGGAGGUGAAAGAAGUUGGGGAUCUGGAUCGCACUGGCCCCCUCCUCCUCUUACCCCACCACCUCCCAGGCGAUACUGGUCAGUGGAUAAACUCCACAUACAGGAUGAAAAGAAGAGUAAACGCAAGUCAAAGGACAAGGGCAGAGGGCACGCAGCUUAUUCCUCCUGUCACUCUCCCCGACAUCAUCCGCACCCCCAUUCGUCAAAAUGGGCCCGUGUUACCUCAAGAAGCCAGGAAGAGUUGUACCACCAUUGCCAGAGUUUCGGUGGCCCCCUGAAGCCCAAACAUGACUCCUCCUCAUCCUCCAAGCCAGACCGCUCACAGAAUCCAUCUAAAUCUGGCAGUCAGUCGAACCUCAUUAUCCAGCAGAGGACACAGAGAACAGACAGGGAUAGAGGAAGGCAACAGUCCCCACCCCCAACCCUCUUACCUAACUUGCCACCCCCACUCCCUGCCCUCCCAGCUCCUCCGUCCUCAUCUCACCCUAUCCAUGUUCCUCCCCCUACCUCGUCCUCUUCUGUAUCUUCUCCCUCUGUGGUCUCAUCCACCCCGGGGGCACUUCAGUCCUCCUCCAUGGCUUCGGCAAGUGCCAAACUGCAGUACCAGAGAUUGCGCUCUGUACCCCAGCCCCAGAGGUUUCCUCAGUCUCCCCACUUACCACUUAAAGCCAAGAGCCUUUGCUCCCGAAGGGGCUCGGCCCAUUUCUCCAGUGUGGAGAGUGAGGUCUGAAGUUCAACAAGGUAUUAAAAGUCAUACGAGAGCAAAACAGACACUCUGGUGAUCUGGAUCAGAAUCAGCAAACCUGGCUAUCUUGCCGAGUUGGUACAGUACACGCACUGAGCCCUUUCCUAAAGUUCUGCACAAACAAACCAGAAAGCCAAACUCACCCAAUGGGUAGGUCAAAGCAAAACAGGAGCAAUCCUGUGCUCACUGUAGUUAUCUUUCAUUCCUGUGAGUAUGUGAAAGACUUCAACCGCCGUGACAGUGUAUUCUGAACUGGGUAAAACUAAUACACUUAAAGUAACUCAGACAUUGAAGUGGUACAACUAAGAGAGAGCCCUUUGCUUUGGAUGUUGAAGCAGAGCAGUUUGUAUACAGAGGAUUCUUAAUGCUUACUGAGGGCUCAGGAACUUUGUAGUACUGUAUGCCUGCUGCUCUCGGAAGCCUUUAACACAGAACAGUGUUGUUAUUUUUUUCGCUUAAACAAAUUGCUUACCCCCACUUUCAUUUUUCCUUAACAAACUGUUUACACCCCCGCAGAACUGUGACGCCCGCCCAAGGCAUUUUUGUUUUUGUAUGAUCAACACCUUCUUGUCCAGAUGGAGAAGAGGGUGAUUACCACUUUGUCUUUUUUGUGUUACCCAUGCACGUUCUCUUCUUCUCCUCUGUUUUGUUCUCCGCUAUCCUAUGCCCUCGUUUUCUCUCCUCCCCUUACUUUCUCCGUCCUUACCUAAUUUCACACCUUAUUCACACGUCUAUCUUCUCAUCUCCUUCCCUGCUCUCCCCUCUUGGCUCCUCUCCUUGAUGUGAUUAUUCUGUGUGUCUGUGCUUUUCUGUGUUUGUAUUCUUGACGACAGGGUAAGUCAACUGUGACUGAUAUUCUACUGGCUUAAUGAAAAGCUGAGUGCCAAACCUAAGUAGAGCUCGACAUCAAUCUGUUAAACGAUAGCUGCUGUGUUUUCUUUUAUCUCGCAGAGCAAUCCGUCAUCUCCCAAAAAUGUGCACAUGCAAAUACACACAUAAAGGUGCACACACAAACUUACAUACGUGCACAACACCCACCCAUUAAGUCAACUCAUCUAUUCUAUUUCUUGAGCAAUACAUUUUUCACCCUCUGUUCACAUUUUAUACUUUAAAACUUUUGUUUGACCUCUGUGUUGUAGUUGUUGUUGUUAUUGGUGGUGUUCCAUAUAUCACGACAUGUAUUGAGUUGAUACAAUGUUAGCACUGUGCCGUACGACUCAAACUUGGGUGCACACGAAAAGUUCUCUCAACUACCUAACUACGAAAAUGGAGGCGGUGUGAGUUCCCUCCCCGUAUUUGUCUGAAUGUAAAGUCAGCCGACCACAAGCCAACAAGUGUGCUGCAACAACAAUCAAGACACUUGAAGAUGGGAAUCGUAGCAUUUCUGAAGGUUAGGAAAAGAGUUGUCUUACACAGUCGGCUGUGAACAACAGGACGCAAACCGUACAGUGUCAGUAGUGAGUGGAGGAUUAAAGCUACAGAGGGGUUAUAGUUAGAAAUACAUUUUAUAUCUGUUCGACUUCAUUGUGACUGACGCGUUCGGUGGAGCUGCAGUUGUUGGACAAGGUGUAAGAAGUUGCAGGGAAACAAAUACUUUGAGCCUUAUGCUAAUCGCUCCUGCCAUAUGGUUUGUGUAAAGUAUGACUAUGAAAGUGUGUGUUUUCAUUAUCAUUUCUGCCGUUAGCGUCACGCUAGCAAGGCAGUGUGAUCGUAUGGGAAGGACUAAGUUUGAUGCAACAUUAGAUCUCGUGUGAGUGCUGUUUUGAGACUGUGCCUGUGGUGGAUGCUAAGUAACAGAUGAGGCAGCUCAGAGAAGUAGUGCUGAAUCUGACAGACGGCGUACGAAGGCAGCAGUAGCACCCCCAUGUUUUUAAGAAGGAUUUCUCACCUUGUAAAUGCGUAACCAAGAGCUACAGCUUUUUAAUCCAUCACCGAGCUGACACCAGCAGUUACACUCCGAUGUCAAGCACUUAGCUCGAGUCCAAGUAGCCAGUUGUGACCACCAUCAUUAGAAUCCAGCAUCAGGACACUGGACGUCAGUGGAGUUUUAGUGCAGAGGCCGGAGCCACUGGCUCAAAGCUGUUUUCAGCCGCUCACAUUUCCUGAGCCAUCUUUCCCAUUAACACUGGUCAGCUCAUGUUAUUUGCCUGGAUCUGCAUCUGAGCCAUAACUUACUUCAGCCGAAGAAAACAAAAGAGAACCUUAGUUUUUAACAUAAACUUGUUGUGUAGAGUUUUGUCCGACUUUCUUUAAGAAAAAAAAUCGACAUAUAUAUAUCAUAUAUAUAUAUAUAUAUAUAUAUUUGUGGCGGUGGGUAGCGUUAGAGAAAAUUGUUGUUUAGAAUCUUGCCAUUUGGGGAUAUUGUUUCUCAUUCCAAGUACAUUACAAAUAUGAUAUAAAUAUGAUGUGUUAUGACGCAUAUUCCAUCAAAGUCACUGGCAACAGGGAAACUCUUCAGUUCAAAUGACAGAUUUUCUUUCUUCAAACAAGAUUUUACUUGUAUUGAGCCAAAACGGAGACAGGUCAGUGCUUUGCUAAUUAAAACCAAUUGUCGACAGCGUGGUCAAAUUUCUGACAAACCAGGAAGAGCGUGAAUAAGUGUGACAUGUUUCUGUUCCUUCACACCGCGAGCAACUCAAGUCUGUUGAGAACAACUAACUUUUGUAUUGAACGUGGGCCCCAGUUGAACCAUUUGGACUCGUGCCUUUCUCAGUGUCAAACCUGUUCCUGAAAAAGAAUCUGUCGACAAGUGCAAACGGCUGAUUGUAUGUUAGCGCAGCAGCUGCUAGCGGUGUGAACACAGCUCGGAGUUUCUUCAGUGAAAUUAGUCACCGAUCUCCCCGCGCCUCUUUUUCCUCAUGUCUAUCCAUUGUGUUGUGUGCGUGUCUGCAAAUGUAAAGCUGGUCUGUUUUUAAAAAAAAAGAAGAGUAUCUGUGGAUAUAUCUAUUUCAUCAAAAAAAAAAAAAGAGCAUAUCUAAAUACAUAUGAAAGUAUAUUUCAAGACGCUAAGAUCUAUGUUAUAUAAGUUUGUCUACUAAAUUUACGAUAUUAUCUCAAUGAAUAUGUCUUUUUUGUCUGUUUGUCUGUGUCUUCUUGUCUCAAACCUCCUGCCCAGCCCCCUACACCCCCCAGCGAAAUCAGAGACCAGUAUGUAACUGUGUUUUCUCUCACUUAAGACCGACCAUCCGCCUCCAUUAGCUAUCUACUGUAGCUAACGCUGAGAUUUCAACAGAGUGACAACGUGGAGGAGUGCGCGAGUGUCUUAUGACCGUGUCACUGUAGCAGUCGUGGUGUUUGUCUACACAGAGGGGCCUUUAUUUUUGGUUUGGGCUACAGAUUAAUGACUAAUUAAACUUUUAUGGAUACAGCAGCUUUUACCACAACUCUCACUUGUGUCGGGGUCGAACCCGGCGUUUAUACUGCAGUGUACAGCGACCUCUUUGAAACACAACGUAGAGAGCAGCACAGGCUUUUUGUCAUUUCUCAGUAGCUGUAUUACGAUUAAAAAAACAUGCACAGCUACCCCUGCCAACCAACCCAUAUGGUAUAUAUAAGAACUUUGAUAUACGUACAUAGUGUGUUGUAUCUGCCAAGCUGCUGUGCUGUAAAAACAAAAGAAGAAAAAAGGAAUUAUAUAAAACAAACACACAGUUUCUUUCUUAAUUUUACAAAACUGCUGAAACGAAUCAGGCACACGGGGCAGGGUUCGGUCUGCUCGCUACAGUGUGGUUGCCUCUGAGGCCAAAAAUGGCCACACCAGGGCUUUCUUUUGAUUCAACGAGUCAAACAGUCUUUCAGCUGGAACGAUUCCCGAAGGGUCAGCUGGAAUCCUCAUUGGUUAGAAGCAACACUGCCUCAGACGGGAGACCCCCCCCCCUCUGACCGACCUGCACCCUCACGUGCAUCAAUUUAAAUCAGUUGAGGCAAAAGUGAAAAGAGUUUUCCGAUCUCUGAAGCAUCAACUGGCCCCGAGCCCUGGUCCAGUUUGAGCCUGCAGUGGAAACACAUCCACAGUUUCUGCCUGUACACCUCUGUCUCAAGGCCUUGUAUUAAUACUGCUGUACUGAGUGACUGUACGGGAUGAUGGCUGGUUGUGCGACACCGUAUUGUCACCUCACACACACACACACACACACACACAGACUCACACACGUACAAACACACACACACACACAUGUACGCACGUGAUGACAAUACUGUGUUGUACCGCGACCAGGACAGAAUUAAAACG